Messenger RNA from Vigna unguiculata (cowpea), 1419 nucleotides. RefSeq lists its product as uncharacterized. Gene Ontology annotation, biological process: ribosomal small subunit assembly; rRNA processing. Lineage: Eukaryota; Viridiplantae; Streptophyta; Magnoliopsida; Fabales; Fabaceae. The record is from RefSeq and is a predicted model, not a curated record. Gene Ontology annotation, cellular component: UTP-C complex; CURI complex.
UAAUUCUAGGGUUCAUGAUUCUCUCUCAUAAUCACCUUAAACCCCGCACCUUCCUCCUCGGCGACUCUUCUAGGUUCAGCUCAACCUUGCACUUCUAUCCUCUUUACUCACUUCGUGUAAUUCUCAAUCAAUUUCACUCUUCCACAUGUGCCGAUUCUAGCAAUUUAUGUCACUUUUGAGUUAAUCUGUUAAAUCAAUUUUCGUCGUCUUCUCGCGGAGCUUCUCCUUCACGGGCGCCGUCAUCCUUUAGUUGCUCCUUUCAGGGUGAGUAUUUGCUACAAUGAAGGUAAAGAAGGCUAAAAGAGACCUCCAUAGAGGAGAAAAAAAGAAGAAAAGGAACAGGGAACAAAAUACUGAAGUUGAGAUGCAUGCUACUGUGGAGGGCCUUGAAGCGGAUAAUGAAAUACAUGUUAGUGACGCAAAGAAGGAGAAGGCUUCUAUCAACAAAAAAAGGAAGAACAAGGACAAAAGUCUACUUAGGAAACGAAAACCAAAGGGUGAAGAGGUUGAUUUGGAAGAGAAAAGUGAUGGAGUAGUAGACAAUUGUCAUUCUAGUGCUGAGGGGAUCCAAGACUUUGGUGGUCAUAGAGAUUUGGAUAUUGGGGCUGUUGUCAAACCCGGUAGGUCAAAGAAAGAUAAGAAAAAAAGGAAAAAGGAGGUUCAAAAUUCCCAGGAAAAGGGAGAAGGGUACAACAAUCAGAAGGAAGUUGAAAGGAAAAAGGAGGUCCAAAAUUCCCAGGAAAAGGGAAAAGGGUACAACAAUCAGAAGGAAGUUGAAGUUUAUACUAUUUCCUCUGGAGAUGAUGACUGCUCAAAAGGAAUGAAAAAAUGGAUCGUGGAAUACCAUCAAAGCAGACCAGGAUUGGAAGUAUUGCAACAUCAAAUUGAUGACUUUAUAAUUGCUCAUGAAGAAAAACUGGAAGAGGAAAGAAAGGAAAAAGAAGCCCUUGCUGCAGAAGGGGGGUGGACGGUUGUUGUACACCAUAAAGGUAGAAAGAAAACUACCGAUUCUGAAACUGGAAUUGCAGUAGGUUCGGUUGCUCAAGCAGCCGUGGAAAAUAAAAUGGCCAAAAAGAAACGUAACGAAGUGGGUCUAGAUUUCUACAGAUUUCAAAAAAGAGAAGCACAGAGAAAUGAGAUCAUGACACUGCAAAGCAAAUUUGAGGAGGAUAAGAAACGUCUGCAGCAGAUGAGGGCUGCGAGGAAAUUUAGGCCUUAUUAAUCAAUGUUAAGAUUUUCAUUCCAAUUUUGUCAAACGUAUUUGUAGGCAAUAGUUCAUAACUAUUGAUAGAAAGGAAGAUGGUUCUUGAAUGUUAGACUUUCUUUGAUGUUACAAUUAUCGAGGUUCUUGAAUUCUUCCGUUAUUACAAGAUGACCGGGAAAAGAUGGAUACAAAAGAUAAAUAUUUUUUGUGCAGUA